Messenger RNA from Aspergillus oryzae RIB40, 786 nucleotides. Its product is annotated as chitin deacetylase CDA4. Gene Ontology annotation, biological process: carbohydrate metabolic process. Bases 1 to 786 code for a protein of 261 amino acids. Lineage: Eukaryota; Fungi; Ascomycota; Eurotiomycetes; Eurotiales; Aspergillaceae. Gene Ontology annotation, cellular component: membrane. The transcript has a single exon. Gene Ontology annotation, molecular function: hydrolase activity, acting on carbon-nitrogen (but not peptide) bonds. The record is from RefSeq and is a predicted model, not a curated record.
AUGCUCCUCCCACGCCGCAAACUCAAACGCCUACUAAUAACCAUGCUCCUCCCAUUCCUCCUAACCCUAACGCUCCUAACCCCCUUCUACCUAAUCUACAAACCGCCAUCGCUGCUUAUCCGCUACUUCCAACACCGCUGGCCCGACACCCUCUGGCACGUCCCUCUUCCCAGCAACCGAAAACUCAUCGCCCUGACAAUCGACGACGCGCCGUCGGUCCACACCCCCGAACUCCGCUCCGUGCUGGCGGACAACGCCGCAAAGGCGACGUUCUUCCUCAUCGGAUCGCAGAUUCCGGGCCGGGAGGGCGAAUUGCAUGAGCUUGUGCGGCAGGGGCAUGAGUUGGGGAAUCAUGCGAUGCGAGAUGAGCCGAGUCGGAGUCUUAGUGAUGAGGAGCUGAGGGAGCAGGUACGGGUCGUGCAGGAUCGGAUUCGCGCGGCGUAUUCGGCGGUUGGGGGGCGGGAGCCGAGGGAGAGGUGGUUUCGGCCUGGGAGUGGGUUUUUUAGUGAGCGCAUGAGGGGGUUGUUGGGGGAAUUGGGGUUUAGGAUUGUCUUGGGGAGUGUGUAUCCGCAUGAUGCGCAGGUGAAGUGGUGGUGGGUGAAUGCGAGGCAUAUUUUGAGUAUGGUUCGGCCGGGGAGUAUUGUUAUUUGUCAUGAUCGGCGGGAGUGGACGGUGCCUAUGUUGAGGGUGGUUUUGCCGGAGUUGAGGAGGAGAGGGUAUGAGAUUGUGACGGUUUCUGAGUUAGUUAGGGCUGGCGUGGAGGCUGGGACGAUUUCUGGGACGUGA